Messenger RNA from Linnemannia hyalina, 1026 nucleotides. NCBI's taxonomy places the organism in Eukaryota, Fungi, Mortierellomycota, Mortierellomycetes, Mortierellales, Mortierellaceae. The record is from the annotation of a GenBank genome assembly.
AUGGCAGCAAGAGCAGCAGCAGCGAGCUCCACCGUCGCCACCACUAGCUUUGACUCUACGACUUUGUCCGCCACUGCUGCUCCUGCUGGCACCAAGAACCCGUCAGAUCAAGGAGAGUCUCGGUUGUCCAGUCAAGACCUGGACACUGAAGGCGAGGACGAGGAGCUGGAAGGACCCCUGCCUCCCACAAGGAUCAAGAGCCAGCCAGGAUUCUUGGAUGCGUACCCUUACUACUACGACGGUAUCACCUACCACCGAUACAAGUAUAGAAGAACGAUCUCAGCGGGAGCAUCAGCUACAGCCAUCAAGGUUCGCGCGGAAGGAGUUCGAUUUGAUGGGGAGUCUCUGUGCAUGAAAAUCCUGAAGAGAACCUCGGAGAACUGGGAACAGUAUGAACGCGAGGUCGUGGCUCUCCUCAAGACCAAGUCCCAUCCAUCGCCGUACAUCGUCGGAUUCUACGGAGCUUUCGUUCAAAAGGAUCAUUACUGUAUCGUCCUCGAGUUGGGUGAGCAGAGCUUGCUAGACCUACUUGUGACCAAGGGUCGGACCUUGCAGAGGGCCGAUUUCCAGCGGCUCGCCCACGAGAUUGCGAAAGCCCUACACCACCUCCACAACCUUGACAUCAUUCAUAGGGAUGUCAAGCCAGACAAUGUGCUCUUGACAUUGUCCGGCAAGGUGCUUCUUGCAGAUCUGGGCGAGUCGGAGGCUCUGGACGUCAACGGUACUACGACUGGUCGAUAUGGCACGGAGGGGUUCAUAGCGCCGGAAAUCGUGGACGAUACGAUCCGCUAUGGGCCUGAGGCCGAUGCCUAUGCUUAUGGGUGCCUUGAGUCUGCAGACGCAAGCUUCAGGGAUGGCCAGAAGCAUUUGACCUUGUUCAAAGCCUCAUCUGUCAAGAUCCUGUGCAGCGUAGAAGCAUCUCUGCUGCUCUCGCUCACCCGUUCUUUCAAGAAGAGCAUGCUGACCAAGGCUCAAUUGACACCCAUGGUGCGGCAGAGGAGGUGUCAACGGUCGAGUAUCUUAUGA